This is a messenger RNA of Aphidius gifuensis, 7134 nucleotides long. RefSeq lists its product as uncharacterized. NCBI's taxonomy places the organism in Eukaryota, Metazoa, Arthropoda, Insecta, Hymenoptera, Braconidae. Gene Ontology annotation, biological process: protein deubiquitination. Gene Ontology annotation, molecular function: cysteine-type deubiquitinase activity. The record is from RefSeq and is a predicted model, not a curated record.
UUCCACACAAACAGUAGUGUUUCAAAACAAUAUUUUUCAUUCCAAAUAAAUUGAUUUUUUUAUUUUUCGAAAUUGCGUAAAAAAAUAUUAAAUUGAUCUUAAAAAUUGAGCCAACAAAACAACGCUAUAAAGUUUUCGUUUUAUUAUAAAGUUACCGAUAUAUUGUUGGCUGUUUAUUUGCAAAUGUUUACCGGUAAAAUAAGAAAAUAAAAAGAGUUAUAAAAAAAUUGUAGAUAGUAGUAUGAGUAGCGGGUGGUUAAGAGCACCUGGAUUAAGUGUGUUGGUUGGUCUUGGCUGUUGCUGCUGCUGUGAUGUUGAUGUGUAAUGUGUAUACUAUAAUACAGCUGUAUAUAUAUAUAGCUAUAGGUAUAUUAAAUAUGCCAGACAGGUAUCCAAUCGCCUUACCUCGGCUCUUGUAGCCAUCUUGCGCGGCUCGGUUGUUGGUUGCUUUCCAAGUUUUGAUGUCGCGUGGUAGAACACGUAGUGGUGCAUGCCAGUGUACUGGCAUGACUGUACGAGUCAUGACUAGCGGCGCCGCAGGACGUACAUAAUUUUAUAAAAUGUUUUUAUUUUUAAAUUAUUAUGAUUCGUAAUUUUAUUAUUAAAAAAAAAUUGAUAAAUCAAAAUCAUCAAGCUUAAAUAAAUGAAAUAUUUAUUUAUAUUUUUUUCAUAUUAAAUUAUUGUCAACAAUUAAUUAUUUGGAAAACUUUAUAAAUGUGUUUACUGUUAUUAUAACAACUUGUUGAGCUAAAAAUUAUUAAAUGUGUCUUUUUAAAAAUAAAAUUCAAUUUAAACUUGAAUUAAAAAUAAAUAAACUUUUGUGAUUUCAGUUUGUUAAGUGGAUUUAUCAAGAAAAUGAAAAAAAAAGUGUUUAUUUAAUUGACAAUAUUAUUGCUAAAUUAUUGUCUGGAUGAAAAAUUUUCAAUUAUCUAUUCUUCGACAAAACAUAAUGUCCAAUAAAUAUAAAGUUUAACAAUACAACACCUCAGUGGCAUCCAGGAAGUCUUGAAGACCCAUCACUUGUUGGUUUAUUCGAAUUUCCGGUCAGUGACAUUUUCAUUAAAGACUAUGAUGUUUGAAAAUGGCCAAAACAAUGGGACUGCCACAUCAACAAAUAAAAUCACAGGACACUGUUGAUUAUCCAAUGUAUUUACAAUCAAAUCAAAAUCGUAAUAUCAUCAAUUCAACUGAUCAAUAUCAUCAUCAUCAGCAUAAUGUCAAUCAAAAACAGGAUAUUUUUGAUCACAAUGCAAGUUUUACAAGUACAAAAGGUUUAUUAAAUAGACCUGGACAAAAUAAUUGUUUUCUCAACAGUGCUGUACAGGUCUUGUGGCAUCUUGAUAUUUUCCGACGAAGUUUCAGAGAACUGUCAGGUCAUGCAUGCAUGCGAGAGUCCUGCAUCUUCUGUGCCCUCAAGGACCUGUUUUCGCAGCUGCAAUUCUCACAAGAGAGUGCACUACCACCCGAUGCUUUACGUCGUGCUCUAGCUGAGAGUUUUCUUGAUCAACAAAGAUUUCAACUAGGCUUUAUGGAUGAUGCAGCUGAGUGUUUCGAAAAUAUUUUGCUGAGAAUACACUUGCACAUUGCUAGUGGUGAAGCUGAAGACAUGUGUAGUGCAAGACACUGUGUACCACAUCAAAAAUUUGCUAUGACACUUGUAGAACAGAGUGUUUGUGGUGCUUGUGGUGCAACAUCAGAACCACUGCCUUUUACUCAGAUGGUACAUUAUGUUUCGGCAUCAGCUUUGACAUCUCAAGCAAGACAAACAUUAUCAACAAUGAAAAAUAGUCCAGAUCUUUUUGGACAAUUAUUGAGACGAGCUGGAGGAAUGGGUGACAUUCGAGAUUGUCCGAGUGCAUGUGGUGCAAAAAUUCAAAUAUGUCGAACAUUGAUGAAUAGACCAGAAAUAGUAUCAGUUGGUGUUGUUUGGGACAGUGAAAGACCAUCACUUGAACAUAUCAUGGAUGUAUUUGCAACAGUUGGUACGAGUCUAAAAUUAAGUGAUGUUUUUCAUAGUGUUGUUGAUUCACGAUGGGGUGCAUCAACUGUUCACAAUCUUGUUGGUGUUGUUACAUAUUAUGGCAAACAUUAUUCAACAUUUUUCUUUCAUACAAAAUUAAAGGUAUGGAUUUAUUUUGAUGAUGCUACUGUCAAAGAAAUUGGACCACGCUGGGAACAAGUUGUUGAAAAAUGUCGACGUGGACGUUAUCAGCCUUUAUUAUUAUUGUAUGCAACACCAGUUGGUACACCAGUUAAUACUGAUAAUGCUCCAAAAAUAGUAACACCAUUUCCAAAUGGUAAUAGUUUGAAAACACCACCAAAGAAUAAUCCAAGACGUUCAAUGACACCAAGUCCUGAAAAACCAACAAUAAAUAAUAAUACAGCAAGAAGAGCAAUAACUCCAAAUCCUGAUAGUCCAACACAUGUUUAUACCCAAAGAAGAAUAUACAGUGAUUAUCAAAAUGUAACUGAUAUACAAAAUAAUAUAUUUGGUAAUCAACAAAGUGUUGAUGCUGUUGAUGGUGAUAUUGAUGCAAAAUAUAUAAGUCGUCGUGCUGUUGAAAAUGUUAUGCAACAACAACAACAAAAAAAACAACAAAUGCAAUUAACAAGAAGUUUAAGUGCUGGUUCAACAUCAGGUGAUGGUAUUAAUAUUCCAGAUCAUUUAAAUGUACCAAGAAGACGUGAUUCUGGUAAUUGGUCUGGUGAUCGUAAUAGUGCAUCAUCAAGUUCAUCAACAACAAUGGAUAAUCCAUACAUGUAUAUUGUUAAUAAAAUGCAAAGAAAUACUGGUGUUCCAAAAAGUCCAACAAGUAAAUCUGGUGAAUUAUCAAGUAGUAGCAGUGGUCAUUAUGAUGCUGGUUAUGAUUCUUAUUCAUUAUCAUCAACAGAUAGUUUACCAUUACAACAAGGCUUAAAACAUAAUUUACAACUUGCCCAAAUACCAGAAGGUUAUCAUACAUCAACGUCUGGUAGUGGUGGUGAUGAUUGUGAACGUUUAUGUAAAGAAACUGAUGCAUUACUUGAUAAAUCAAGAGCUGCUGAGGAUGCUGGUGAUUUAGGUACAGCUGUUGCAUUGUGUAAUGCUGCAAGUAGUAAAGCACGUGCUGCAAUGGAUGCACCAUAUAAUAAUCCUCAUACAAUAACAAUUGCAAGAAUGAAACAUAAUACAUGUGUUAUGAGAUCAAGAAGUUUACACAGAAGAAUAUUACAAGAACAAGCUAUUGCAAAUGGUGAUAAAGAUGAAAGUUUACCAGAAGGUAAACAUUCAAGAGAAGGUAGUAAAUCAAGCCAACAUUCAAGACAAAAUUCACGUGAUAAAAGUGCUAAUCAUUCACGACAAAAUAGUCGUGAAUUGUUAACUAAUAUUCCAAUUGUUGUUGAUAAACCAACGACAAAAAGCAUUGAAAUUUAUGCAACAUUACCAAAAAAGAAAACCUUAAGAAGUAAAGCAACAACUGUUAAUGUUAUUGAAGAUGAAGAAUAUAUGCUUUAUGAUCGUCCAACACAAAGAACUGGUUUAUUUGGUCGUACAAAACGUUGUGAUGAUGAUAAAAAAGAUAAAAAACGUGCAAGAAGUGAAGAAAGAAAUAAAAAUAUAUCUAAAGAUUUUUCAAUAGCACCAACUACAAAAUCAAUAUUAUCAUUAAAAAAUUUAAAACCAGAAAAACAAGAAAAAAUUAAUAAUAAUGAUAAUAAAAAUAUACAAAAUACAACAACAGAACAAAAAGGUAAAAAACAACAUAAAAUAAGAAGAAAAUUAUUAAUGGGUGGUUUAAUAAAAAGAAAAAAUCGUAGUAUGCCUGAUCUUCGUGAUGGUGAAAAUGUACAACAACAACAGCAACAGCAACAACAACAAGUUGUGCAAAAUAAAGAAAUAAUAAAUACAUUACCAAAACAAACUGUUGAUGAUUCAAAUGUUGGUUUAAAAAUAAAUGAAACUGGACAAUUAUCAUUGAGUGGUUAUUUGUCGGAGGGCCAUUUAGAAUUUACUGGUAAUAAUACAAAUAAUAAUAAUAAUCAAAAUAGUACUAGUAAUCCAAAUCUUGAACGUAGUAGAUUAAUGAGCGGCGGGCUGGUAGCGUUACAAGCUAUGUUGAUGAAGUGAAUAUGCAUGAAGACAUAUACAGUAAAUGAUGGACAACAACAACAAUGUUCAACAAUAAUAAAUACUUCCCAGGAACAAAUGACAAAUGCAUAUUGGAGUCAUACAAGUCCAGUUAAUUAUAAUUCAACAGUACAAAAUUGUCGUAAUUAUGAUGAUUAUUCAAAAGAACCACAUUCAUUGCCAUUUUUACCAUCACAUAAUAAUGAUACUAGUAUUAAUUCAUCUUAUACAUCAUCAAAUCAAUUGUUAAAUAAUAAUAAUAUCAAUUAUAAUCCACCACCACAAAAGCCAAGAAUUCAAGAUGAUGUUGUGCAAUAUGCAAAUAGUAAUUUUUAUGAACCAACUUAUGUUGUUACACGUGCUGAUGUACAUAGUGAACAGAGUCCAGCUAAAAUACAACCAGAUAGUCUUCCACCUUAUCCAGAAAAUUCAAAUAUAUCACAUUCACGACAAACAAGUGAAGAUUUUCCACCACCACCAUCACCAUUAGAAGUUGAUAAUAAUAUUACAACAAUAACAUCACAAAUUGCACAAAAUACACAACAAAUUCAACAAGUACAACAAAUACAAAAUCAACAACGUCAACAACAAAUUGAAGCACAACAAAUAACAUCAUUAUUAGCACAAUUACAAUUAAAACGUGAACAAAUAUUGGCAUCUGAUUCAAAUGAUAAAAGAUCAAGUCAAUCUAGUGAAAUAACUGAAGAUGAUGAGACAAAUUCUAGUGAAACAUGGUUAAGAGAAUUACAAGCUAAACAAGCUGAAAGAAGAGCAAAAAAAAGUGGACCAUUAGAUGGACAAGAUGUUCCAAAGACUAUUGCACGAAGAACAAGUGAUUUAAUGAUGAAUAGUUUGGGACAAACUAUUGGUGUUGGACAUGAUGUUAUUGAUUGUCCACGUGUUGUUUCAUCUGUCAAAGAUAUGGCAGCAAGAUUUGAACAAAUUAAGCUACAACCAUCACCUAAAACUGAUGAAAGUAAAAAUCAAAAUGUAAUUCAAACAGAUGAUCCAUCAUCAUCUGUACAUGGAUAUUCAUCUGAAGUUAAUACAUCAAAUCAUGUACCAUUAUCAAGUGAAAAUUUAGCAGCAUUUGUUAAAUCAGAUGAUCAAUCAGUACUUAAUUCAAGCUUUGAAUCAAGCUCAAGUCAAAGUACUUUUAUAACUGCACCAUCAGUUGUUUCUGGUUGUCAACAAGAUAAUGGAUUGAAUGCUGCAAUUUUAUCAAUGUCAUUGACACUUCCACAUGAAAAUGGCUUACCAAUUGAUUAUCCAGAAGAUGAUAUUAGUGAAAUUGCUAUGCAAAAUACCAUUCAAAACACAACAAUACUUCCAAUUGAAGAAGAUAUUGCACCACAAAAACCAAAAAAUAGAACUGGAAAGAAAAAAAGUGUAUCGUUUUGUGAUCAAGUUGUUUUAGUUGCAACUGCUGAUGAAGAUGAAAAUGAUUCUUAUACACCAAAUCCAAUAUUAGAAAGAGUAUUAAGAUCAGCAAUGAAUAAACCAGAAACAGCUCAAGUACUAAGAGAAAUAAGAAGUCUUCAAGAGGCUGAAAUGAAUAGUAGUCCAGCUAUGAAAUUUCAACAGCAUACAUUGUCAUUAAAAGGUGAAGCUGAUAGUACACCAUCAACUCCAUUCCAGGAUCAAUUAAGAAGUGUCAAUCCAGUUACAAUUAAUGAAUCUUCAAGACCAAUUUCUACACGACUAAUGUCAAAUGAAUCUGCUGCUUUGAAUCAUGAUAUUUCAUUACAACAAAAUUAUCCAUCUAUUCAAAAUCAACAACAACAAAAAAUAUCAUAUUCACCUCAACUUCAACAACAAAUUCGUUAUUCACAAAAUGGUAUUGCACCAUAUAAUCAAACAUUAACAUCAUCAUCAUCAUCGUCAUCAUUACAACAAAAUUAUCCACAAACACAUACAUCACAUCCAAGAAAUCAAGGAAUUCCAAUUGGCCAAGUACAAAAACCAGCAAGUCCAUACACAGUACAAAUACCAAAUCCAUAUCAACAAGUUCCACAAUCACAACAACAGCAGCAGCAACAACAACAACUACAAAAACAACCAAUAAAUAAUAAUAAUAGUAACAACAUGAAUAAUAAUAAUAAUAUAUCAAAAAAUAAUUAUCCAGCUUAUUAUCAUGUGGAACAACAGUACAACCAGAUGAAUAAACAAAUGACUGGCCAAAUUCAAUCACAACAAAAUGGACAAAAUUCAAGAAUUUCAAGUGUCAAUUCAAGUCCAAUAACUGUUCAACAAAAUAAUCAACAAUUUGGAUAUCCAGCAAAUCAAUCACCAAAUCCUUAUCAACAGUAUGCUUCCAAUCAACAUUCACAAAAUUCUACAUACCAAGCAAGUUAUUCAUAUCAAAAUGGUGGACAACAAAAUCGUUUAAAUCAAACAUUACCACAGUAUCAACCACCACCAAAUCCAGCAAAUUAUCAACAACAACAACAAGCACAAUCACAACAACAACAACAAUCACAAAAUAAUCAACAAAUUCAAACACAACAAUAUCUACAACGUUCACAACAAAAAGUUGAACCACAAAAUGUACUUGCACCAAAUCAAACAUAUCCAAAUCAAUUACAAAAUGGACAAAUACAAUCAAAUAUGAAAUAUCCAAAUUAUCAACAUCCACCAAUUGUUAAACAUAAUAAUAAACCAAUACAUCCAAGUGUAAAACAACAACAACAACAAAAUGGUUUUGUACAAAUGACAGCACCAUUGGCCAUGCAAAAAUCAUCAUCAACUGGCACAAUGCCAAGAUCUGGACCAUGUCAUUUGUGUCGUAAAAAACAAGUUGCUGAACCAGCAAUGUAUUGUACUGAUUGUGAUUUUUAUAUGUCACGUUUUCGACCUAAAAAUUAAAUUUUAAAUUAACGCUCAUCAACACUUAAAUGUGGGCCAUUGAAUUGAUUGAUAUAUUUUUAUUUUUUCAUCAUUGAUUCAUUGGUGAUGAGGGCUGACUAGCUUUAUUAUAAAUUGCAUUUAUUUUAGAAAGUUUUUUCAAUUGAAAAAAAAACAAAAUA